AUGUCGGUGGUAUCAGAUAGCUCGGGACGACGAGCCUCAUCUCACCGUAAUUUCCGAAUAGCCCGAACGCUAUCACGUGGAUGUACAGUCUCAACUGAUGUUGCUACCUCGUUUAUUCCUCAUUUUUCGGCAGCUGCAAGUGAGGGUGUAAAACUAACUGCUGACGAUGACAACUGGGCAGAAAAUACUACAGUUAUGACAGGUAAUACAAGUGAACAUUCAUAUAGCGGUCUCACUGAAAAAGCGCUUAUGGCCCCAGUUGAACGUAUUGUUGCUAGAAGAUGUUCUCGUAUAUUUUGGCUCCUUAGUGCCUCUCUAAUUUCAUUUGUGGCUAUUAUAUCAUCACCUUUAAUGGUUGUUUCACCGGUAAUCCUUCAUUGCCUUGGAUUUGAUUGGCCUGAGGUAGUAUGUGGUGCUGACUGCCAGGGGCUAAUGUUAAAUAUGGUGACCAAAACGUUGCUGCUGAUAGGUGCACUUUGGGCGAUGUAUUUUCGACAUGCUUCAGCGGAUAUGCCGCGUUUAUUUUUCCUUCGUUCUGCAUUAGCAUGCUUGGCAUUAUUUAUCCUCUUUGCAUUCUGGUUGUUUUAUUCUGUUCGUAUAUUAUUCGAAAAGGAAAAAAGCUAUAAUGUGACUGUUAACUUUGCGCUUUCACUGCUGGAUGCUAUGCUUUAUUUACAUUACAUUACUGUCAUCGUUUUGGAACUGCGAGCUCUGAGGCCAGAAUUCAUUGUUAGCGUUGUAAGAGAUCCAGAUGGAGAAAGUCGAACAUUCAGUCUUGGUUUAAUGAGCAUUCAGGAAGCUGCGGUUCAUGUUCUCAGAACGUACUAUGCAACCUUCCCAUCUUACAAUCCCUAUAUGGAGAAAGCAUUAGCGGGAGGUUCACUGCAUUUUCGAUCUGGCGAGUUACUCUUAAGCAGAAGUUUAGGUUCAUCACAAUCGACGGGAGGUUUUAAAAUGUAUGAUAUCGAAGGCUUGGGUAGUGAAUGCACGGUAACAGAAGCUAGUGCUCGUGCAAUCAUGGAAGCUGCUGCAAAGAGACGAAUUGGUGGUCAUAACGAGCGCUAUCAUGAAAUGAUAGAUUGGGAACGCCGAGUUCAAAAACGGAAAUAUCGUUUGAUCAGCACUACAGAAGAGGCGUUUUCAAGUGUUCAGAGCGUUACUGCUAGCAAUCAAAAUAAAGUCUUGGGAGAGCCAAUGGAAGCACUCGGGGCAGCACAGGCAGUGUUUUCUGCUAUUGCGCGACCUUUGAAUAAAUAUUUGAAACUUACUCGCCAACAACCCCGUCAUACGGCAGAUCAAGUUGUUGCUCAUCUUGCUCGUUGUCUUUCUCUUCGUUUUACAGCUGCAACAUUCUUACAACGAUUCUUCUCUCAAAAAUUUCCUUUCCCGGAUCGUGUAAGAGAGGCUAAGUGGUCUAUUGUAUGCAACGUUCAAGCAUCAGCCGGUAUCAAGCAUGGCACUGUGUUUGUCUUACGCUGUCAUGAACGUGAUGAUGACGCUGGAGUGCAAUUGUUAUGUUCAUUUCAUACUUUUCCUUUCUUCAAUCUCACUGAACAGCAAUCAUUAACAUCGAAGUUUGCUUUAAAAAUUACUCCAGAAUCAAAUGUUUGA
Messenger RNA from Thelazia callipaeda (thelaziosis nematode), 1611 nucleotides. Lineage: Eukaryota; Metazoa; Nematoda; Chromadorea; Rhabditida; Thelaziidae. The record is from the annotation of a GenBank genome assembly.